CUUGACCUCAGGCGUCCGGGGCUUCCUGCCAAGGGGCGGAGACUUGGCUGCGGCCUGCAAAAGCGGCCAGCCAGUUGUGUGCCACCCGCCCGAGACCAACCAGCCAUUUCCUGCGGCUGCCACCAGGCAGGAGAACUACAACUCCCAGCAGCCCUUGGGGUUUAGUGUCUUGUCAGCACGCGCCUGGCGAGGAGGUGCCGUUUCGCCCACGGUGCGCAGGCGUUAAACUACAACUUCCGGGAAGCCCCGCGGCAGUGGGUUUUUUCCCCAAGGUAGGAAGAACUGCAUUUCCCAGAAGUCUUUGCGCCCCCGGGGCGGACGCCGUGAGCUCCGGAAUCCCCGGCGGCUGAGCCCACGUGACACGCCGGUGACCAUGGCUUUCUGGGCCGGGGCCCUACGGGGCGCUGCGAGUGGGUCGGCGGCGCUGCUGGGCAGCAGGUGGCUACAGCCCCGAGCCCAGCUAGAGCUUCUGGGCGCGUGGGGCCUGCCCGCUCUGCAGCAGGCGCGGGGCAAGGCGCGCGGGAACGAGUAUCAGCCCAGCAACAUCAAGCGCAAGCACAAGCACGGCUGGAUCCGGCGCCUGAGCUCCCCGGCGGGCGUCCAGGUCGUGCUCCGCCGCAUGCUCAAGGGCCGCCGCUCGCUGAGUCACUGAGGAGCGCCACGCCGCCGACGGGACCCCCGCGACAGCCUGCCCCUCGCCGGGGUCUGGCGCUGUGCUCGCAGGAGCUGGGGGCAGGCGCGACCUGGACCCGAGUGCCCCCGCCCUGUGGGGUUGGCCCGGGGGAGCGGAAGUCAGGCCCUGCCGGGUCCCUUUUUCGUGCACUAGACUCAGGAAGGGUUUCGCACACGCAGCAGACCCCAGAAUAGUACAAGGAACGCCGGUGUACCCAGUACCCGACCUGCCCGCGCCUGUGUUCUUUUGAAGCUGCUCCCAGACAUCGGGCUAGUUCUUCUGUAAACAUUUCAGAGUCUGUGUCUCCAACACAAGACUUGAAAGCGUCAUCACGAGACUUAUCACACCCCAAAGAAUGAUCGAUCAUUUCGAAAUGCCAUUAAAUGUUGAAUAAAUGUU
Carlito syrichta (Philippine tarsier) is the source of this 1072-nucleotide messenger RNA. It is a transcript of the gene MRPL34, whose product is annotated as mitochondrial ribosomal protein L34. The transcript has 2 exons. Gene Ontology annotation, biological process: translation. Gene Ontology annotation, cellular component: ribosome; mitochondrial large ribosomal subunit. NCBI's taxonomy places the organism in Eukaryota, Metazoa, Chordata, Mammalia, Primates, Tarsiidae. The coding region runs from base 374 to 652 and encodes 92 amino acids. The record is from RefSeq and is a predicted model, not a curated record. Gene Ontology annotation, molecular function: structural constituent of ribosome.